This is a messenger RNA of Cantharellus anzutake, 2490 nucleotides long. RefSeq lists its product as uncharacterized. The record is from RefSeq and is a predicted model, not a curated record. NCBI's taxonomy places the organism in Eukaryota, Fungi, Basidiomycota, Agaricomycetes, Cantharellales, Hydnaceae. The transcript has 6 exons. The coding region runs from base 1 to 2490 and encodes 829 amino acids.
AUGGAAGAAGAACCUGUGCACAUCGGAGGUUUGUCGGUGGAAGCCACCUUCGCGGAACUGGGAGUACCUGACGCCGAAGCAGCGACGCACGGCGUGGUACAAGUACAAGACCACGAUGGAUUUUCAGGAGACCCCCCCCAAUUGACGCCUCCCCAGCAACAUCCGCACGGUAGUCGCAAAAUUCAAGUCUCGCUCUCAAGUAACGUAUCUGUGGAUCAGACGAAAUCCAAUUUGGAGGUUGGGCCGCCAAUGGGUGAGCCCUCCUCUAAAUAUGCACCCAUGGCGACUCUCGCGGUUCGUCCCAAUGUCCUGGACGAAGCUACCCACGAAAUGCUUGACGCACGUGUCGUCGAGUUCGUGGGCGAUUUUGUCAAACUUCCCCGCGAAGACUUUCUUUCAAUCACACAUCCGGAGUUGGGUCCUAAGUUAGAUGAUGCAUGGAACGCUCAAUCGUUCAAGGAGAUACGAAACUUGGAAAUUCUUCGUCCAACUGUCCAGCCUGUGGGUUCUGCCAACCCUGAUGCGAUACUUGAUUCUCAAUCAUCUGAAGAUGCGUCGGUCAAGUCGUGGUCUUCCAGUUACAGAGGAAACGCCGCCGACAUUCUUUACCAGUACAUGACGGGACAAAAUAUUCCUCAUGCAUAUGCUCCCCUCUUACCAAUCGUACAGUCCUCUGGCAUGGGAAAAUCGCGAAUGGUCGACGAGUUCUCCAAGCACAACUUUGUUGUCCCUUUCAAUCUCCGUGUGGGAUAUGGAGGAUAUCCGGCUCCUGACGAAAAUAUCUUGCUUUGGUUCUUAGCCCCUGGCUUCAAAGAACAUGAAAACGAUGCUCGUUUCAGCGCAUUUCUCACUGCGUUGUUCGAGAAAUUAUCCGACGUCAUUGGAACACUGCAAUCAAGUAUCCGCGACUCUUCUGAGCUCUCGGAGGCCGAGAAGUCGGCCGCAUUAUUGGAGUAUCCUAGUUCCCUUGCCGGGCAGUUUCGACUUUUUAUGACAGUUGGACAGCGGUUUAGUAAACAAGCUCCUCUACGUGUAAAAUUUUACGACGACGUGGUGGCGAGAGCGAACGAGGCAAGUCUCUGUUCUGUGUCGCCACUAUGUCACUCACCAUCGAGGCAGCUAUAUAACAGGCCGAUGACUCCUACAGAAAAGAAAACACCGCCCGGGAAGUUCACAAGCACAGACGGUCUUUCCCGGCAGGUUGAACUUGAUUCUGUCGUCAAAACAGUAUUAGCGAAGAUCGACGGUGAAUUCGAGCUCAAAGCGCAGCGUACUCCCAUAUUGAGUUUGGCGUUCGAUGAAGCCCACACCUUGGCGCUUUCAUAUACUGGUAGAGGGCCGACCCAAUUCACAUCGUUGAGACGCGCAUUGCGGGGUUUAUGGUCGUUCCCUAUCUGGAGCCUCUUCUUAUCUACAACAGGAAAAUCUGACCAGUUCUCCCCUCCACAUUCCCAUGAUCCAUCGAGCCGCAUCCUCCGAGGUCAACUUGCCAGUGUCAAACCGUUCAGCGCACUGGGUUUCGAUCACAUGGCGAUGGAAUUUCAUGAGGGCAUGACUCUGAAUGAUGUCACUGCAUGGAUAACACGUUACCAAGAGGGCGGAAAACACGUCAAAGACACGAUCACCGUAUUUGCUAUCGAAAAACUUCUCUGUCGUGCAUGGAAAAGGGACGACUUGGCCCCUGAGGAACGGUUUGCCGUGAUGUCUCGUCGUCUUGUGCUGGACUUCGAUACGAGCAUUUACGUUGGUCAGCAUCGACCGUUGGCAAACAGGAACCAGAUGACUCAAGUCGAGAAGCACAUGCGCGUAUGCUUGAGUGUCAAGGAAGGGUUUGAGUCUGUCGUCACGGUUGCAGCGUCGGAGCCGAUCCUCACUGAGGCCGCGGCUACCAUCUUGUGCACCAUCCGAAAUAAGGUCCCGUCCUGUCAGAUGUUACGAGACAUAUUGCAGUGGCCUGGACUGAGUGAGGGAGAUCGGGGAGAACUCGUUAUCUGCAACAUUAUUAUCGACACCCUAGAUGGCCUUAUGUCUAGGGAAGGGGAAUGGAAGCCAGGGGGGGUCCCAGUGACCUCGUUGUUCAAGGCUCUCUUUGCCCGCGGGAUCUACGACAGGUCGAUCAAGGAUUCUUUGCCCUCAAUGACAUACAGUCGCAAAAAAACAUUUGCUGCGACAUUCAAGAACUCACGCAUCUACGUUACGUAUUUUAUCAAGGUUCAUGAUUUCAAGGUACUCUCUGUUCAGUAUCUCUUUAAGCUUGCUGUUCGGGGCGUCGGAGUUGUCUGUGCGGAUAAUCAACGUGGCGUUGAUGUGGUCAUCCCAAUUCUCUACAAAGGCACGGUACUGCAAAAGGACAAUAUGACUGUCUUCAUGAUACAGUCGAAGAAUGAUCGCUCUUACAACACCAGACCGUUGCAAGACCUAUUUGACAAGAUGGACCCGUUCAAGCUUGGAAUUUUCACCAAAUCAAUAAAACCACCCCCAGUGAUUUGA